Messenger RNA from Suillus bovinus, 4268 nucleotides. RefSeq lists its product as uncharacterized. Lineage: Eukaryota; Fungi; Basidiomycota; Agaricomycetes; Boletales; Suillaceae. The coding region runs from base 418 to 4113 and encodes 1231 amino acids. The transcript has 10 exons. The record is from RefSeq and is a predicted model, not a curated record. Gene Ontology annotation, molecular function: protein binding.
GCCUUUUUCAUUUAAAAACCCCUAUCAAGGUUAAAUUCUAUCGAAAAGUGAAGUGUAAUAUACAGAUAUGCACCAAAUACGACGCAUGACUUCCAGCCUUAGACAGACGUUAAGAAACACAAUGAAAGUCAUCACAGUAUACCACCAGCGUUAGGAAAAACACGAAUAACGUGUUGUUUGAUGAAUACAAUGUGGCAUCGUACAAUAUUUCCCGUUCUUCAUGUCAGUCGUGUACAGUAAUAACUGUGUAAAACGACCCGUUAGAGCUGGAAGACGCGUCGGUCGUCCCUUCGGUGGUUAAUCUAAUCGUAAUGAUAACGAGAGCAAUGCCACCUGGGAAUUGCCGACAUAAGGUCGUUGAGCCAGCUGCAUCUGGUAUGCGCGCAGCUGUGCUCAGCACCAUCAACCUCCAGUAAAAUGUCGCACACCCCAAUUACCAUGCCCUUGCGACAGUUACCAGGCCAUAAAGGAGGCGUAAAUGCAGUCGCAAUUUUCCCCGAUAAACGACGGAUGGUUACAGGCUCGGAGGACAAGACGCUUCGUAUGUGGGACUUGAAGACAGGUGUUGUUUUGAAGCAUAUGGAAGGGCACCGCAGUGGGGUGUUGAGAUUGGCAGUAUCACGAGAUGGACAAUUGAUAUCGAGCGGUGAUGAAGAUGGAGAGGUCAUUGUUUGGCACGGAGAAACUGGAAAACAACUCACCCAACCCAUCAAAGCCCACUUCAAAGGGAUCACCUCGCUGGAUUUUUCUCCCGAUGGAACGGUGCUGAUCACUGGAGGUUCAUGUGACGGAAUGACGAGAUUGUGGAAUACCAAAACCUGGGAGCAGCAAGGAAAUCCAAUACAGGGUAGAAAUGUCAAUUGCGUACGGUAUUCACCAUCUGGAGAAUUUCUUGCCGUUGCAGCAUAUGACAACGUCGAAAUAUACAAUUCGAGCACGAGGGAACGCGUCGCGUCCUUCAAGGCUCACAAAGAAUUGACCUUGUCACUUGCGUGGACGCCUGAUGGCACACGCCUUCUCACAGGUGGCAGUUCGGGCGAUGCUACCAUGCGCGAAUGGGAUACGACAACGUGGAAGCAAGUCGGUGAUCCCUGGACGGGCCACACUAGCCAAAUAAAUGCCAUUACCAUCCAUCCUGCUGGCCAACUCGUCGCCUCCGCAUCUGCACUCCUGGACGCAGCACUCCUGGACCCAAUGUAUCACUUUUUCCGUGGACGGCAACCGCAUCCUCAGUGGAGGCAUGUUUCCGUCCCGACUCACAUAUAUACCACAAUUCGAGCAUAUUUCGUGCAGAUCCUGUCCAUCACGGCAGCCCACGAUGCAUGCAUAGAUGGGGAUUUAUCUGCUGCCGAAGUUCUACUAACCCGAGAUAUCGACACCAAUCCCAAUAAUCAUAUUUCCUACGCCCAUCGCUCAUUUGUUUUGGCGCAAAAACACGACUGGUACCUCGCCCUUCGGGAUGCAAUCAAACAUUCAGCCCUCAUUGGUAGGCUAUAUAUCUCCAAGGGUAUUGCCCUCUGCGGAAAUGGCCGUAUCUCGGAUGCGAGGGCAGCAUUUGACGUUGCAUCAAUGUACACGGACCAAGAUCCACAAAUCCUCCAUUUAUUGCUCUUGAUCAAAGCCAUCGCGCUCUUCAAUGCAGAUCAAUAUGAUGAAGCAAACGUGCUUCUUAAGGAACUCGCUACGGGUUGUCCAAAUGCUGAUACUCUCGCGUGUCUUGUCGUGCAAGCAUAUCUACGUGUUCAACUCGGACUCAAAGCCUUGGAUGGCGCACGUCACGAGGAAGCCGCUGACUAUUUCACUGCCGCUCUCGAGUUCGGCACUUUAUCAUCGAAAGUGAACGAUCUCACUGUCAGAGUCACAUCCCCAGUCUUGUACGGAAUGACCCCAGAGGACUCCACUCAGAAUCAAGAAAAUGAAAAGGUAUCAUCGAAACCGGACAUUCAUGAAAUUUACGAGGACUUCGUGGUGCUUGUUCAGCUCUUCGGGUGGGAUCUCAAAUCUUUGUGGUUUACUGCACACCAGAAACGUUGCCAUGCACUCUUUGAGGCAGGUAAACUUCAAGAUGCCGUGAAAUCAUUCCGGUACAUGAUGUACAAUAUCGACGAAGCAACGAGGGCUACAGGUCUCACCUCAUUUCAUUCAGCUUUCAUGGAAGUAUGCGGUACACUCUGUCUUACCAACGGAGAUACUGCCCUCGCUGCAAACCGGUAUGAUAGGGCUUAUGACCUAUACUCGGCAGCGAUCUACCUGGGUUAUGUAUCCGAUGUCGUGUUCGCAAAUCGCAGCAGGGCAAAGUUAGGGCAAAUGCUAUGGGAGGAUGCCCUCCUGGAUGCGCACAAGGUCAUCGAACUCAAUCCUUCGUCUCACGUCGGAUACCAAUUGACGCAUAUAGCUCUGCAUGGCGCGAAACGUUAUGACGCAGCUAUCAAGGCCUUCAAAACCAUGUUGUCCAAGUUGGAUGAUUCUCCCGACCCGCAGAUACGAGAUUUGCGUCAGCAGUAUGUCUCUCCAUCCGAAGCAGAAGACGCUAUUCAAAGAGCUGUUUGGAUUGAACUCGAACAUGCCCCGCUACGUCUACUUGAUACCUCCACGGGUCGUUUGUGUGAUAGAGCGGCACAGUUAAACUCCUUCAAGACGAGUGUACAGUAUAAGGAGGUUUUGUCGUUCACAACGAAGCGUUCAGACCUCCAAAUGGACCGCAUCAAGGAAGUGGUAGCGAAGUACUUCCGCUGCGUCCUACUAUCACAUAGAUGGGAAGAGGCUGAGGUGCUACUGCACGACAUCCAGAAUAAAGAUGUACGCGAGUUGAAGGGACUUGACGGCAUCACGAAACUACAGUCGUUUUGCAGAGUCGCUCGCAAUGCUGGGUAUCGCUGGGCGUGGAUGGACACAUGCUGCAUCGACAAGAGGAGCAAUACCGAGGUUCAAGAAUCAGUCAACUCCAUGUUCGACUGGUACCGCCACUCAGCGCUUACCAUCGUCUACCUAUCUGAUGUCCCUCCUUCAUCCCAGCCCGGCGCACUGGCGGAGAGUGUCUGGAACACGCGAGGAUGGACUUUUCAAGAGUUCGUCGCUCCAAAAGUUGUAAUCUUCUACCAGAAGGAUUGGUCAUUAUAUCGUGGCGAUCGCUCUCCAAACCACAAAGAGUCCCCUGAAAUCAUGAAGGAGUUGGAGGAUGCGACGGGUAUAGAUGCACAAGCCCUAGUGACCUUCCGUCCAGGUUUGAGUGGGGCCCGAGACAAACUCCAAUGGGCAUCGAGACGCGUCACUACUUUGCAGGAAGACAUUGCGUACUCAUUGUUUGGCAUAUUCGGUGUCCACCUGCCUGUAAUCUACGGCGAGAAGCAGAAUGCUCUCGGGCGGCUCCUGCAGGAGAUCGUAGCUCGUUCGGGGGACAUCACUGUCCUCAACUGGAUCGGACAACCCUCCGAGUUCAACAGCUGUCUUCCCGCUCAUAUUACCUCUUACACCUCUUCGCGCACCCAUUCAUGUUUGACUGAAGAUCAUAUUCUCACACAAGUCUCUUGGCUGCGACAAAUUGUGCCUGCAGAUCUAGCUUUGAAAAUUUUUCACCAGCUUGAACAGCUGAGAGCUCCUCGCUUUGCAAACUGCAGACUUCAUCUGCCUUGCAUUUCAUUCCGUGUCACAGAAGUCAAACGGAGGCGUGGUCUAGUCAGGGAGAGUCUUAUUACAUAUGAAAUCAAGGCAGACGGGCUUCAUGACCUGCAGAUCAGCACUGAAAAGGUCCUACCUCAAUUCUCGCGGACCAAGCCCAUUCGGCAGACAUUCUUACUUGUCCGUCCAUGGGAUCGCUAUCUCCUUGGGGUACCUCAAUUAGCAGAUGAUACGGAGAGCAUAGGAGAUUGUACCGAGCCCGGGUCCCCGACAGACGCCUCCCAGAUGGACGACAGUUUUCCCGCAGAAGAGGAGCCUUACUCACGAGCGUUGCGGUUACUGGUUCGCCUCAGGCAGCCUUUCGACGCAUUUUUGCUAGCGCAGCAGCAUGUCGGAGAAUACAAGAGGAUCGCGUCAGACCAUGAAAUCAUUGCACAAAUCAAAGACAUUACUUCGGUUUAUAGUUUGGAUGUCGGUACUGUAGAAAUCCUCUAGCUACAAAAAGGAGUAUGGUUAGGAGAAAGAGCAUUUGCAUGCGGAGUUCAGGUGGAACAUGUUCCGUGAGAUGUCCUCACAUAUGUUAGAUGGUAUCUGCAACAAAUGCGAGAAACGCAAAAGAGUUGUCGUGCGGCUCGUGCCCCUUCAUCUCA